AUGCCGCCGAAGAAGGUGGAGACGACGGAGGGCCAGGCCGGCGCGGCCAAGUGGGGGCGCGUGAAGACGUCGCUGAAGAUGGGCGUCGUGGGCCUGCCCAACGUGGGCAAGAGCAGCCUCUUCAACCUGCUCACGGACCAGAGCGCCCAGGCGGAGAACUUCCCCUUCUGCACCAUCGACCCCAACGAGGCCCAGUGCGGCGUGCCGGACCAGCGCUUCAAGUGGCUCUGCGACCUCUACAAACCCCCGAGCAAGGUGCCCGCGAAGCUGCUCGUGACGGACAUCGCGGGCCUCAUCAAGGGCGCGUCGGAGGGCGCGGGCCUCGGCAACGCCUUCCUGAGCCACAUCCAGGCCGUCGACGGCAUCUACCACUGCGUCCGCGCGUUCGACAGCGACGAGGUCAUCCACGUCGACGACUCCAUCGACCCCGUCCGCGACCUCGAGACGAUCCAGUCCGAGCUCUGCAAGAAGGAUUUGGCGUACGUGACGAAGCAGAUCGAGGCCCACGAGGCCAUCAAGAAGGGCGUCAAGCCCAAGAAGCUCACGGAGGCGUACCUGUCCGCGCGCGACAAGAUCGUCGAGCACCUGACGAACGACAAGCCCGCGUUCAUGGCGGGCUUCACGGACGCGGAGAUCGCCGAGUUCAAGGUCUGCGCGCCGGCGCUCAUCACGACGAAGCCCAUCGUCUACCUCGUGAACCUCUCGAAGAAGAACUACAUCGCGAAGCGGUCCAAGUGGCUGCCGAAGAUCGCGGAGUGGAUCAAGGCCCACGGCGGCGGCACGUCCAUCCCCUUCUCCGUCGAGUACGAGGAGGAGCUCUUCGAGGCGAAGAAGGCCGGCGGGCCCGACGCGGUCAAGGCCAUCGUCGAGUCGAACGGCGGCGCGAAAUCCGUCCUGCCCCGCAUCAUCAAGUGCGGCUACAAGGAGCUCAACCUCAUCUACUUCUUCACGGCCGGCGAGAAGGAGGUCCGCGCCUGGAACAUCUACGACGGCUCCCUCGCGCCCCAGGCCGCGGGCGCGAUCCACAGCGACUUCGAGCGCGGCUUCAUCAAGGCCGAGCUCUGCGCCUUCGACGACUUCAAGGAGCACUGCGGCGGCAAGCCCACGAUGGCCAACCUCAAGGCCCUCGGCAAGUACCGCCAGGAGGGGAAGACCUACAAGGUCAAGGACGGCGACAUCAUCGAGUUCAAGUUCAACGUGUCCAAGUAG
Molecule: messenger RNA, 1209 nt
Organism: Aureococcus anophagefferens
Lineage: Eukaryota; Pelagophyceae; Pelagomonadales; Pelagomonadaceae
Exons: 1
Coding region: 1-1209 (402 amino acids)
Cellular component (GO): cytoplasm
Molecular function (GO): ATP hydrolysis activity; GTP binding; ATP binding
Source: RefSeq, a predicted model, not a curated record